Messenger RNA from Mollisia scopiformis, 833 nucleotides. RefSeq lists its product as uncharacterized. The record is from RefSeq and is a predicted model, not a curated record. Bases 155 to 574 code for a protein of 139 amino acids. Lineage: Eukaryota; Fungi; Ascomycota; Leotiomycetes; Helotiales; Mollisiaceae. The transcript has a single exon.
CGAACACUCUUAAAUGUGGAGUUCUCUUUGUCGCAUGCAUGUUUGUCAUAAAAACAUUGUGUUUUGCGCUCUCGGACAUUUGCGCUGGAGAGUUACAUCGGGGCUGAUCUCCGCAUUCCACAAGCCUUGCCUUAUUCGGAAGACAGCGGCAAACAUGGGCAUCCCAUACUCGAAACAGAUCAACCUAGCCUUCGACCAAGUCACGCCGUUGGUGGCGGCUGGCUUCAAAGUUUUGCAAACGACAAGAAACAUCACAUACCUUCUCGCCGCCAUCCAGAUCUUAACGGCUCUCUUCCUUGGCCUAAUUCUGAUCACGCUCGUGGCGGUGCUCAUCACUGUGAAUCCAGAUCUUGAAGAAGAGCGGCGAAGUCUUGUUACACCUGCUGUGAGAUAUCUGGCAAAUUCCGUCGUGCUGUAUGGACGGUGGCUGCAAGUGGGUAUCUGGACUGCGGGUAUUGGGACAGCCGUUGGUACCGCUGGGGGGUGGUAUGUUACGAGAGAGAUAGAACAGGUAGAUGUCGAGGUUGAGGAUCCGGAAGGAGAAGAUAAAGAUGGAGAGGUUGCCGCUUCAUAAUCUUCUUGUUCUUUUUAUGUGGAGUGCAUAGUUAUUUGUUUGUUUCCAAGGUAGUAUUAGCGGGUGGCGCGUAUCUUGGACUACCCAAUUGUAUGCUGGAAGACUUGUAAUUGUGUGAAACAGAUUGUAUGGAUUGGGUCUAUUGAAUUACAAAAAGAGGAAGCUUGGUGCCGCCAUUUGCGCUUGCGCGGUUUAUAUGAUAUCGAUCAAAUCGCUAUGUUUCUUAAUCGAAGGCAAUUUGCAAGCCGGAAAAUUGAGC